Molecule: messenger RNA, 3157 nt
Organism: Haliotis rufescens (red abalone)
Lineage: Eukaryota; Metazoa; Mollusca; Gastropoda; Lepetellida; Haliotidae
Product: toll-like receptor 4
Exons: 3
Coding region: 122-2710 (862 amino acids)
Biological process (GO): immune response; toll-like receptor signaling pathway
Cellular component (GO): membrane
Molecular function (GO): transmembrane signaling receptor activity; protein binding
Source: RefSeq, a predicted model, not a curated record
UCGAUAGCUGUAAAUACCAGGAAGUAUAUGUCAGUACAGACUCUUAACAUCCAAACAAUACCCCCACAUCUGUAAACGGUGCCCUGACGCGAGGACGCUGAUACGUGAUACUCCCUCAACGAUGCUUUUGCACAUAUAUAUCCUGUAUUUAACAGUGGCUCUGGUAACAGGUGGAUUACGUCUUGCAAGGGAUUGCCAGCUAUGUCAGUGUUCGGAAACCAGUGACACAAUCACUGCCGACUGUACAAACCGAAACUUGUCAUCCGUUCCCAGCAAACUUCCGCACAAUACCACGAACUUGACACUGGCUCAUAACAAAAUUUGGUGCAUUGGCAAGGGAUUGAGAAACUACACAUUCCUAAAGCGACUUGAUUUAUCAUUCAAUAACCUGAAUCAACUUGGUCGUGAUGACUUUGCCGGACUUUCUGAGUUGCAGGUUCUCAAUCUCAGUGACAAUCAAUUACGUCUGUCCAAAAAGGUUUACCCAUUGGGUUUGUUCCGCUCCCAGAAAAAACUACGGGUGCUGACAGUGAAUAACAAUCAUCCACCAAAAAAGGUAGCCCAUUUGAAUGAUCCACUACAGUACCCAGAUGGAACCUUUAAAGAUUUGGUUUCCCUUGAGGAACUUCACAUAGAUGGGCUCAGGAAUCCAGUGUUUGGAGAAGGAUUUAAAUACACCAAUAUCACAAGGCUGGUGAUUGGAGGGAUUUGUGACAUGAGACACGUGUCAAAUGUAACAUUCCUCUAUUUGAGGGGAAUAACGCACCUCGAUAUUACAAAUUGUGAAAUAACUGAUAUUGGUCAAUCUGCAUUUGAGCAUCUCCAUAACAUUCACACGUUAGACUUGUCCAACAAUCCCUAUCUUGGUUUGGACAAGGCUAGUGCGAGUUUGUACGGUCUUCGUAAUUCUUCAUUGAAAAUUCUAAAAGCAAAUAAAAUUGACAGAUAUCAGGGAACUGGCAUUCUCGUAUCUGUGGAACAUGUAAAAUAUAUGUCUGAUAUGGUCCUUGAGGAAUUACAUCUAGACGACAACCGGAUAGAAUUACUGGAUCCUCGAGUGCCCCCCCUCAUGCCUAAAACCCUUAAAACUGUUUCCAUGCGAAAAAACAUGUUUUUGUUUGGUAUUUACCUUCUAACAAUGACAUCAAUGUCCAACCUGCAGUUUUUGGAUGUUUCUUCAGCUCAUUGGUCUCAUGCUCGUCCAUUUUCAGUAGAGGCAAAAGCUCACCUUGCUUCUAUCCUCACAAACCCUCAUAUGGAUUAUGCUGACAUCUCACGACAUGACGAAAGUUGCAAUACAGUUUGCUCUGUCGCCAACUCAAAUAAACAUGAUUUUUCUCAAUUUGGAGGUAUUUCUGUUGAUGACAUACCGUGGCCGGGAAAUUUCACCAUUAAUAUUCCACUGAAUGCAACACAUGGAAACGCCAGCAACUCAAAACUGAGUUACAUCAUUCCUAGAAUUACCUUUGGUGAAAACAGAUUGAAGGUUUUGGAUCUGUCUUAUAAUUUCUUUACACAGUGGUCUGGGCCGAUUAUCGGGCUUCGUCAUCUGGAAUUCAUUGAUGGAUCGCACAAUUAUUGUGACUUUAUAAGCAUACACUUCUGUGAUGAUUUCCUUUCCUUGAGAAUACUGAACAUCAGCUACAAUUAUCUUGGCUACUCUUUACAGAAUGAAACAUUUCGUAAGCUAUCCAAUCUUGAACAUCUGGACCUAUCAAAUAAUAAACUAAAUACUCUUCCUAGGGACAUUUUUAAGGGCUUAGAAUGUCUCAAAUACCUGAGUGUUCGGUCCAAUUAUUUGAAUACGUGGAAUGCCAAUAUUGGGGAUCUGAGGAAUCUGAAACUUUUGGACCUCUCUGAAAAUCUCUUUGAGCAGCUUGAUGUAACCUUUAGAAAUCAGAUUGAUGACAAUAAAAGCAAAGGAUUGCUUAUAGUGCUUCAAAAGAACCGAUGGAGAUGUACAUGUGAGACGCUGAGCUUCUUAAAGUGGCUAAACAUUAAAGGCAGUAGUGUUCAUGAUAUGGAGGAACUAUCCUGUACAGAGGUAGAUGGUGGCGAAAAGAACAUGGCCAAUCUACCAGAAAUCAUCAUGGAACUGGAGAAGAACUGUGCAUCCUACACUGGGGUGGUGAUAGGGAUGGUCAGUCUCAUUAUGCUGGUCUUGGCAUUAACCGUGACAGGCGUCGUGUACAGAUACAGGUGGAAACUGAGGUACCUCUACUACAUUGCCCGGAACAGACACAGAGGGUACCUGCCUGCUGUAGAGGCGGAACAGGAGUUCGAGUUUGAUGCCUUCAUAUCCUACGCUGACGAGGACCGUGGACUUGUGGUAAGGGGCAUGAGGCAGAAGCUUGAAGAAAUACAAGGACUAAAGCUCUGUAUCCAUCACCGAGAUUUCCUCGUUGGAGAGGCUAUUGCAGCCAACAUCCUGAACGCUGUCAAAUCCAGCAGAAAGACUGUGAUCAUCCUGUCCAGACACUUCUUGAGGAGCUACUGGUGUAAGUACGAAGUUGAGAUGGCCAAGAUGGAGAGUAUCUACACUGGACGGAACGCACUGCUGGUCGUAGUCCUAGAGAACAUCCCUGUGAAGGACCUGCCUCCCGAUAUUGUGGAGUUGAUGCGUCAAGAUUCCUAUGUAGAGUACACGGAUGAUCUGGAUGGUCAAGAAGUGUUCUGGCAGAAACUGGAUCGAGCAAUACGUGUUUCCUAGAACGACUUCUCUAUUUGAAAAAAAUGGGACCAAUCAUUUAAUAUGCUUAAGAUAUACAUCUUUUCUCUGAAAGGAGGAGUCCAAACACAUCUUUUACAGACUUCAGACAUUAAACACAAGGCUAAAUAAGUUUUCCAAGCAUUUUGUGCGACAGUUUAAUAAACGAAAAACAAUCUAUCUUUAUGUGUUGACAUGAGCCUUAAAUAUCAGAAACCAUCGGGCACAACAUACGUCAAAUCUCUCUUCAAAUCAAGUUUCCUUUACACCCACAGCAUGAGUUGGAUUACUGCAAUUCACUUUUCUUCAACAUCUCAUCAGCUUGUGUUUUAUCGUUUUCUGCAAUCCCUUCAUUGGCACCCAGUGAGGCCAAUCUGUUCUGCACAUCUUCUUUUUGUGUAAAUUGUUGUAUAUAUUAUGAGGAUCGUUAAGCAUCUUAUUAUUGAUAUU